CUCUUGGGAUCUCUUCUUCGGCGACUGCAAUUUUUGAUACCCUUGAAUUUUCACGUGCUGAGGGCAGGAAGUAGUGGGACGUCAUUCCAUCAUAAGAGCACAUACUUCGCCAUGGCGCCGCGAUCGAAGCCGGAACCUAUACAGCAGAAGACCAGAAAUGCGGAAACCAAGCUGGAUGUCCUUAUCAUCGGCGCAGGCCUGGGUGGACUAGGCGCCGCAAUCUCCAUCCUUCUCCAAGGCCACAAUGUCCACAUUUUCGAAGCUGCGUCAGAAAUCGGAGAAGUCGGCGCAGGAAUCCAAUGUCUUCCCAAUAGCACACGGAUACUCAUGUCUUGGGGGCUUGAAGAGAAGCUGGGCAGACACGCCACGCAUCCCAAACAGUGCAACUAUUUGGGCUGGAAAGGUAAUAAGCUCGCGCACAUGGACUUUCACGCCUACUCGGACCAGCUAGGUACCCCGUUCUGGGACUUCCACCGCGCGAGUCUGCAUGGUGAACUACUGGCCAGAGCGAAGGAGCUGGGUGCCGAAAUCACGACCAAUGCCAGAGUAAUGGAUAUCGAAUACGAGGACGCAGGGAACGGCACCACACAUGCCAUCGCAGUAUUAGGUGACGGAAGAAGACGCAGUGCCGACCUCGUCGUUGGCGCGGAUGGCAUCAAUAGUCGCUGUCGCGAAAUCCUUCUAGGGAAAUCCGACCCACCCCUUCUUACCGGAGAUCUGGCCUACCGCCUUCUCCUCAACACGUCCGACAUGCUCGCCGACCCCGAACUCCGUCCGUUCAUCGACUCACCGCAAGUCAACUACUGGAUGGGACCAGAUGCACACGCGGUCAACUACGUCCUCCGCGGCGGCAAACUCUUCAACAUGGUGCUACUCGUCCCCGACGAUCUCCCCGCCGGUGCAAACACGCUCGCAGGAAACGUCGACGAAAUGCGCGCACUGUACCAACACUGGGACCCGCGAAUCCCCAAACUGCUUGCCCUCUGCGAAUCCGUCACCAAGUGGCGUCUCUGCAUUCGUCCUGGGCUCGACCCAACAUGGUCGCACCCAUCCUCCGCUUUCACGAUCCUAGGGGACGCGGCGCACGCUACACUCCCGUACCUCGCGUCCGGCGCGGGCAUGAGCCUCGAAGACGGCCACGUCCUCGGUCUCUGUCUAGGCAGGCUAACAGGCACAACGGACGCGGACAAAAAACUCGCAUUGGCCGUGUAUGAGCGAUGCCGACGGCGUCGCACGGAACGCGUCGUCGCGCGCGGAACCACACAGCAGCACUUAUACCAUGUGCAUGACGGGCCGGAACAGCAAGAGCGCGACGACUUGCUGCGCAAGUACUCUGCGCUUGGGAAUCAGCCUGCCACGACGGAGGAACUGGGACUCAAGGGAUUGAAGGAGGAAGGGGAUCCGUUUCCGUGGCGGUGGGAAGGCUGCGGGAAGUGGUUGCUGACUUAUGUCUGCGAAGACGAUGUCGAGGCGAGGUGGGGAGAAGUCAGAAGCAAGAUAUCCGACGACCAAUCUUCUUUUUCUUCCUCCUCAACGCAGGACAUCGAAAUCAGAUCUGUGCUGUAGUUCCCGUUAUAUCUCCCGUCUCACAAGCUAAAUCUGAAUAUUCUUUUCCCUUCCUUUUUUCCCCCUUUUUUUUUUUAGUUCCGCGUCCCGUUUAAGAAGUCCAUCACGUAGGUGAAAGAAAAGAGGCGCACACUGGGAUCAGCUGUCACCACUCUAUCGAGGUUUUAUUGCGUGUUCGACAUUUAUUUAAUGCCUGCAAGAUGCACAUUGCGACGCUGCUUAAUAGUGUGUU
This is a messenger RNA of Periconia digitata, 1798 nucleotides long. NCBI's taxonomy places the organism in Eukaryota, Fungi, Ascomycota, Dothideomycetes, Pleosporales, Periconiaceae. The record is from the annotation of a GenBank genome assembly.